Molecule: messenger RNA, 2116 nt
Organism: Argentina anserina (silverweed cinquefoil)
Lineage: Eukaryota; Viridiplantae; Streptophyta; Magnoliopsida; Rosales; Rosaceae
Exons: 6
Coding region: 377-1975 (532 amino acids)
Source: RefSeq, a predicted model, not a curated record
UCUCUCGGUUCCUCCUGGUUCUCGAUCUGUUUUGGAUCCAACUUUUCUCUAAAAUUUCCGACCUUUCUCUUUCUCUCUUUGUUUUCUACCUUAUGGUCAUUUUCUAAUUUGGCAAACCCUCUCUUCCUGAUCUGGAUUCAUAUCUCAAAGAUUCCAUCUUUUAUUACAAACACCAAAGGUAGAAAUUAACUUUAUGAGCUCCAAACAGAAUUAAUGUAGCCUCAACCAGCCAAAACUGAAUCAAACCCAUUUCAAGAAACAGCCAUUUCCAGGUACCCAGUUCCUGAUAUCUAUGGAAUUUGGUCUCUGAAGGCUGCAAAUGUCAGAGCAACAAUAGAACCGGCAAAGAGUGAGCUGAAAUGAAUGCUGCAGAGGCAUGAGAGACAGCAGAAGGUGGGGGCUUAAUAGUCAUUUGUCGGAGUCCAUCUCGUUCCUGCGCACACUUAUGAAGUCUCCUGCGAUCUCUUCCUUGGCCGCGUUGGUUUUCUUCCUCCUCUUCUUCAUCGGCGCGUUUGUCUGCACGCGCCUCCUCAACUCCACUCAGACAGAGACCGUACUUGGUAGCUCAGCCCAAGAUUCAAUACUAAAUACGCGGGUAUCCCAAUUAUACCCUCCACAAAGCCCUGUUCUACCCUUAAAGCCCCCAAAAAUACUCGAAAUCCCACUCAACUGCACUGCUUUCGACCACACCGGAACCUGCCCCUCAAACUACCCCACCACCUCCUCCCCUGACCGAGAUCCCAACCGUCCACCCCCGCCCACGUGUCCAGAUUACUUCCGUUGGAUUCACGAGGACCUCAGGCCAUGGGCCCACACGGGGAUCACAAGGGAGACUUUUCAGAAGGCGAGGCGUACGGCGAAUUUUAAGCUGGUGAUUAAAAACGGCAAGGCGUAUAUGGAGAGAUACCGCAAGUCGUUUCAGAGCCGAGACACUUUUACGCUGUGGGGGAUCCUACAGUUGCUGCGUAGGUACCCAGGGAAAGUGCCUGAUCUAGAGCUCAUGUUUGACUGCGUUGACUGGCCGGUUAUUUUAUCCAAGUUCUUUACCGGGCCCAAUUCCUCUGCCCCGCCACCGGUGUUUCGUUACUGCGGGGAUGACAGCUCGCUUGAUAUAGUCUUCCCUGAUUGGUCCUUUUGGGGAUGGCCUGAAAUUAAUAUAGCUCCGUGGGAGAACUUGUUGAAGCAGCUAGAGGAAGGGAACGGGAGGAGUAGAUGGGUGGACAGAGAGCCUUAUGCUUAUUGGAAGGGGAAUCCGACCGUUGCGGAAACAAGGCAAGACCUACUGAAAUGUAAUGUUUCCGAGGAGCAGGAUUGGAAUGCUCGCGUUUAUGCUCAGGAUUGGUCACGUGAAUCAAAGGAAGGGUUCAAGCAAUCGGAUUUGGCGAGCCAAUGUAUUCAUAGGUAUAAGAUCUAUAUAGAAGGGUCUGCUUGGUCUGUGAGUAACAAGUACAUUCUUGCUUGUGAUUCCGUUACCUUAAUAGUCAAGCCCCGAUACUAUGACUUCUUCACGAGAGAAUUGAUGCCGGUGCACCACUACUGGCCCAUCAAGGAUGAUGACAAGUGCAGGUCUAUUAAGUACGCUGUAGAUUGGGGAAACAGCCACAAGCAAAAGGCACAAGCCAUAGGAAAGGCAGCAAGGAACCUAAUUCAAGAUGAUUUGAAGAUGGACUAUGUAUAUGACUACAUGUUCCAUCUUUUAAGCGAAUAUUCAAAGCUUUUACAAUUCAAGCCCACCAUACCUGGAAAAGCUGUUGAACUCUGCUCAGAGGCAAUGGCAUGCCAAGCACAAGGAUUAGAGAAGAAGUUUAUGAUGGAAUCACUGGUGAAGGGUCCUGCAGUCACUAGCCCAUGUACCAUGCCUCCACCAUAUGACCCUCCAUCUCAUUUUUCAGUGCUUAGGAGAAAAUCAAAUUCUAUACGACAGGUAGAAACAUGGGAGAAGAGCUACUGGGAAAAUCAAAAUAAUCAAACAUAGAAAGGUUUCUAUACUUCUAGACAUCUAUGUAUACAGAACCACGAGUUAUUCUGACUUGUAAUCAGCAGAAAUAUUUUCCACUAGAUAUAUGCAUUGCAAUUUGAUUGCAGUUGUGCUUUAGAGAAAGAAGUUUUCAAAUUG